UAAAGUUGUGGUGAGGCACUGUGGAAGGUGAACGAUAGAGUAGGACUGGUGGUCACGGAGCCAUUUUACAUUUUGUAGAAUUUUUGUUGUUACCCUGAAAAUAAACACCUCAUGACCUGCAGGACACUAAUAUCUUUGUGGCCAGAGACUUAGAAAGUAAAUCUGCAGCGUGCGCAAAAAAAAUCAUGGACGCAAAUUUCAAACGACAAGAACAUGGAAGUGGAGACUUGACCUCUAACAGAGAUGCAUCUGUGCCUGUGUGGGUUACUCACACACCAACACCUGAUAAUAAGACAGAUGACAGCGAUGAUGAAACGAACUCAACAGACUGCACAUCAAGCAAGAAACCUUAUCCUGAAAAAAACAACAGUGACAAAAAGGGAAACAUGAAAAGAAGGCUAAAAUCACUCAUCCCUCAGUCAUGGGGUAACAACUUUUAUAAAUGUACAAAUGAAAGUGACUCUGAAACCACCAAAACUGGAAUACAGAUCCUUCCUAAUGGGACCAGGGUAAGCUCGCCUGUCUGUCCCUUGUUGGAGAACGGGAAUUGGGAUGAAUCAACAGAGAGUUCCGACAAGAACUCAAAUAAGAUUUUGUCGACAGAAAUUCCCAAUGACAAUCUGUUUUGUCAGGGCCUGCAAGAGGAGUCUUUGCUAACCAGCAUUCACCCUGCAGAGUAUUAUGCUGAAAAGUUGGAAGUCUAUCAGCAGAAGUAUUCUUACCUGAAAUCAUGGCCAGGAUUGCUUAGGCUUUUAGCUGGCAUUCAGCUCUUAUUUGGGGGAAUGGUCAUUGCAUGUGUCAUUGCAUACAUUCAGAAAGACAGUGAGUGGUCCAACUCCUAUGGACAGUAUAAUGGCAUAUAUAACAAUGGGUUCGGACCAUCUGGCUACAGCUACAGAGGUCCCAUGACUCCAUUUAUUCUAGCUGUAGCUGGUAUUUCCUGGAUCAUUACCUUCUGUCUCUUGGUGAUAGGAAUGACAAUGUAUUAUCGCACCAUCCUCCUCGACUCCCCCUGGUGGCCCCUGACAGAGGCCCUCAUCAAUUUGGCACUGUUCCUAUUCUACAUGGCAGCAGGGAUUGUAUACUUGAACGAUUUAAAUCGUGGAGGGCUGUGCUACAUGACAAUAGGUGUUAACCCCAUUAUGGCCAAUCUGUGUCGAGUUGACGGGGGCCAGAUGGCAGGAGCAGCUUUCGUCUUCACCAACAUGGCCACAUACCUCGGAAGCUUCCUGGUUUGCCUGAAGAUGUGGAGGCAUGAAACUGCUCGCAGGCAGAGGCAGUACUUUGAGAAUACAGGUGAGUUUCAUCAGUCCAUCCCAUUAACUGCUCAAAAAUCAAAACAUAUAUCAUUCAAGGAUGAAACAGAUCAGUCAGCGCCCAAAAAUAACUGCUAUCAGCAGGCACUCCAUUCUGAUGUUCAGAUCACCUCUGUCAGUCUGAACAAAGCGACAACAUCCAAUUACAUGCCCAAAAGGCAUGUGAUUGCAGACUACAUCUUGAAAUAUCCAGAGAUCAGCUGUGAAGAGGAAAGAGAGAAGUACAAAGCAGUUUUCAAUGACCAGUAUCAGGAAUACAAGGACAUUCACAGAGAUAUUAUUACCACUCUCAAUAAGUUCAGGGAGCUGGAUGCCAUGAUGGUACAACUCCCCAGAGAAGGAAAAAGCCUGGAGGACCAGCAGAGAAUUCAAAGCAUCUUGAAGAAAUAUCAAGAAAAAAAGAAGGACCCUGUUUUUCUUGAGAAGAAAGAACACUGUGACUACUUGAAGGCUAAAUUAGGCCAUGUUAAAAACAGAAUACAAAGGUAUGACCAGACUGCAACAAAUUUUCAGACAGAGAGAAUAGCUGAAAGAAAUAAACUCAGUAACUGAUGACAAAACUGGAAACUUUUUGCAGACAUUUACAUAUUUCUAUGUUCCUUAAGACGGAAUUAUUUCUCUGGAUUGAUGACAUUUUGCAGGAGUAACAACAUUUUCUGGAUAAACUGAAUUUAUUAUGUCUAAAGCUAAUAUGAAGUGUCCUUUUAAUUACAUUUUUUAUAGUUUGCUGUUUGGAAUAUUAUUUCUAUUACUUUUGUUUUGUUUGUUUGUUAAAAGUCAAUCUACCUGAAGCCAUGUUAACAUGCCAUGUUUAUCUUAUGUCUAGCGUCAAUCCCUGCUUCCAUGCCCUGGACUCGUAUGCCUUACAUUUAUCUUUUUCUUUCUUGUACUUUUGUAUUAAUCUUUUGAAAAAAUCACAUAAAGCAGUCUUUUCAGGAAACUGUGGGACACAAACUUUUAUCACUGUAGAUACUAUAAUGUACAGAGUGAACAAUUUGCUAUAAAAAAAAUAGUUUACCUCACUGUACCCAUAAAACACUGACACUGAUAUAUAGGGCAGAAAGUGGUGACAUACUGUAAAAUGUUUUAUUUUUUGUUUAUCAAGUGAUAGCUGACUUAUGGUGUGUCACUCCGAUCAAAUAAACCUUGCACAUUUUUGGGUCAUUUCUAAUUUUUACAGCUCAACAGGGAAGAAGAGUGUGAAGUUUGGUAAAGACUGUAAGACGCUGGGAAGUUAUAUGAAAGCACAUUUUUACUGUGACAUGGCUGAACAGACACACUCUCACUCACUCCUGAGGACAUUUUAAUUUAACUGAAGCACCCUUUGGAGAAGCAGGCUGAUAGAGGGGUGGACUGUGCCCCCGCUGAGACACGCAUCUGAUAAACCUCUUGAGUCAAGCUGCCCUACAGGUUUCGCUUUUUUUUUCUUUCACGUAAUCUUAAACUAUCAAUCAUAAACUAAAAUGAUAAUACAUGUACACAUUUGUAAUAGUCAUGAGACGGAAGCUGUGAAACGGAAGCAGGCAGGUGACGUUAGUGACGCAGUUUGCGCACCAAUGAUCUCUACAGGUGCUGCAGCGGCGCCGUCUCUGUCCGGGUGAAAUUGUAUUAUCAUCCACUGGACUAUGCAUGAUCCCCGGUACUAUGAUAGCCCCCCUGUAUACAGCCCACCUUACAGCACCACUUCCCAAAGUUUUUAUCUUCCAAGGAGUGUUCAUUCCCCCCAGAGCCAGUAUGCCCCAUACACCCAUGAUCCUCCUUUUGAUUCUUAUUAUAUGGAGGGGACGCCACAACUGUUUUAUCGCUGGUUCUCCCCGCCUGGUUUUGUCAAAACUUUUAAAGGGGCCACGGUGCUCAUAUGUUUCAUCAUCUUUGCCUGUGUAGCUUCAACUUUAGUGUGGGACAUAAAUGGAUUUGGCUAUGGGGGGUACGUUGUCCCAGACACAGGCUCUGCUGGAGCAGCAGGGUCAGGAUAUUAUGGGGGCAGCUAUGGCUACGGAGGCUCCUACAUGACACCACAGUCAGCCAAAGCAGCAAUGAUAUCUAUGGCUUCCAUCAUCUUUCUGGUCUCCCUGGGAUUUUUGGUGGCAAGUUUCUCAAGGUCCCCAAGCAUGCGUGGAUGCAGGUUUUACCUCACUGUGUUUAUUUGUGACAUCAUCCUUGCCGUCUUCCAGGGUAUCAUCAAUAUCAUAUUUGUGAUUGGAGUGAACCCAAUGUCUCAGAGUUCACAGAGCAUGCUGUAUAACCCCAUGCUGAGGAUGUGUCAGAACAUCCAAGGCAACCCCAGCCUCAGCGGCAGUGUGGGGGCAGGUUUUCCUGGAGGGUUCCCCAUGUAUAAUCAAUACCUGCACCACUAUUGUUACAUGGACCCUGAGGAGGCAGUGGCGUUUGUAUUGGGUCUGAUCGUGGUGUUGGCCUUAUCCCUCUCGGCUUACUAUGCUUACAAGACACGGAGCAAGAUUUGGCGCCACGGAAAAUCAAACAUCUGCUGGGAUGAGACACUGAGGAGGCCAGCAGAGGGGCAAGUUGGACAGGACUGGCAACAUGUACCAACUGCACCAACUGUUGUGUCAGAAAGACCAGCACCUGACAUGAGGGCAAAGGACAGUUUGCUCUCCCACAGCAAUGGUACAGUCAGUAUCCAUAGUGAUGGAUGUUACAAAAGCAACAGUUUCUGUACAGACAACAGCAUCAGUUGUGUUGCUGAGCCUCUGCACCAGAACAGCGGGGAUGCUGUUUGUUCCAGAAGCUCAGAUGACGCUGAUGUUGUCAGGAAAUCUCAUCCUCAUAACAGCAAAAAGGAAUGGAAGAAGGGCGCUGAAUGUCUUCCUGCUGCUCAGGUGAUGGUUGAGUCUCAAUGUGAAACUAGUUACACUACAAGAGACACGGGCAACGAGCUGGUCCGGGACCAAACUGAUUAUCUCUACAGACAGUACCCGGUGAUAACUUCUGAUGAGCAGCGCCACAAAUACAAGAAGGAGUUUGAUUCUGAUCUGACCCUCUAUAAGACCCUCUGCUCUGAAAUGGAUGACAUCAGUGAUCAGAUGCACAAGUUGAGCCGAGACAUGGAUGCCUUGGAUGAAAGCUCUACAAAAUACCAGGGUGUGGCAGAUGAGUACAACCGACUGAAAGAUCUCAAAAGGACGGCAGACUACCAAGCAAAGAAGAAGCAGAGCAAGGAACUUCGGCAAAAACUUUUCCACAUCAAGCAUUUGGUGAAAAUCUAUGACCAGGGUAUUUGCUAGUGUAGGGUGAUCAUUUGUCAAACACAUCUUGUCAGUUCUUGCCUCCCUUCCCUAAUUUCUCAGGGCUUUAUCCCAUCCUACAAUAGACACAAGGAGAAAGGAAGAAAAUAUAUAUUUAAUUAAAACUGGAGAUAAUUACCUCAGUCAUUAUUUUAAACAAUUGUUUAAUUAUAAAUUGUAACACAAUGCAGUACGUGUAUAUACUCCUUCCUGCUGUAUGUUGUCAUGUGUGUCAUUUGAGUUGCAAUUUUAAUGACCGAAUAUAUAUUUUUCUUUAAAUUACGUUCACAACUUGAAAUAGUGUGUCAUGCUUUUGUUAUAUAUUCCGACCUUUAUAAAGACUUCCUCACAUGGG
Molecule: messenger RNA, 4916 nt
Organism: Menidia menidia (Atlantic silverside)
Lineage: Eukaryota; Metazoa; Chordata; Actinopteri; Atheriniformes; Atherinopsidae
Source: the annotation of a GenBank genome assembly